Molecule: messenger RNA, 3903 nt
Organism: Vigna angularis (adzuki bean)
Lineage: Eukaryota; Viridiplantae; Streptophyta; Magnoliopsida; Fabales; Fabaceae
Exons: 4
Coding region: 1-3903 (1300 amino acids)
Molecular function (GO): nucleic acid binding; zinc ion binding
Source: RefSeq, a predicted model, not a curated record
AUGGCACCUAGACUCCCUCCUCCACCCCAACCUACGGAACCUGAUGCGUCCAAGAACGCUAGGUUGUUGGAGACGGUGAUAGACCGCUUACAGCAACAGAACACGACACUGAUGGAACAAAAUGCCACUCUAAUGCAGCAGAAUCAGAGUGCCAUGCAGAGUUUGGAAGCUUCGCGUGCCAACUCUGAAACAACACAAAGACAAUUGAUGGAGAUCUUAGCAGCGACCAGGCAUAAUUCAGGGGCGUCUUCUUCCAACGCUGGCCCGCCUACUGCCGAGUGGAGCUUGGAGAGUUUUCUCCAACACCAUCCGGCCAAAUUCAGUGGGAAAUGCCUUCCUGAUGAGGCAGACCAGUGGCUGAGAGACAUGGAACGUAUCUACAAUGCUAAGAGGUGUCCGGAUGAAAGCCGCCUGGCUUUUACAGAGUACUUACUGACUGGCGAAGCUAGCCACUGGUGGACGACUGUGAAAGCCAUCUUAACGGACGCUCAGAAUCCCAUCACCUGGGCGGUUUUCAGAGACAAAUUUUAUGAAGAGUACUUCCCGGACAGCGUUCGUUACGCUAAGGAAGUUGAGUUUCUUCAACUGGCGCAAGGAGCGAAGUCUGUGUCGGAGUAUACCAACACCUUUAAACAUCUUCUGAGGUUCAACACGAUGGCCACCAGUGAGGAGUGGCAGUGUAGGAAAUUCGAGAACGGACUGCGGAGUGAUUUGAAGGUAUUGAUUUCCAGUUUGUGCAUCCGGUCGUUCCCAGCCAUGGUUGAGAGGGCUAAAGUAUUAGAGAAAACUAUGGCUGAGGCGGAACAACAGAAGAAACAACAGGCGUCAAGAGGACCAGUUCUGUCGAGACCUACUGUGAAUCGGAACAGGACCCCAUACUCUCGUCCAGCUCAGUCGAGUGGUUCACAAGCUAUGGUAGUUGCUGGACAAGCAAAUCAACCGGGGCCGGUCAGAUGUUUUCAGUGCGGAGGACCCCACUUUAGAUCAUCAUGCCCUCAGUUGGUUGGAGGGAAAUAUUGCACUCGUUGUAAAAGAAACGGUCAUCUGGAAAACGAGUGUAAUAUGGGCGGACGUGCAGUGAUGAGACCGCCGAACGCUGGAAGGACUCAGCAAGGAAGAGGUGGCCGAGCCCAAGCUGUGGGGCGUGUAUAUGCAACCACGGGUGCGGAAGCAGCGAGUUCAGGUACACUUAUUACCAGCACAUGCUUGCUAUAUGGAAUGAAAUGUUGUGUACUGUUUGACUCGGGGGCAACACACUCCUUCAUCUCGAAGGCGUACGUUGAUAAGCUGGGAUUAGCUGAGAGUGAGAUACAGUUCGACUUGGUGGUGUCAACCCCAGCGGCUGGAGAGGUUAGGACAUCUACCGUGUGCGUUAGAUGUCCCAUUAAGGUAGAAGGGCGUAGAUACAAGGUGAAUUUGAUAUAUUGUGGUGCUAAGGAAUUGAUUUUUCCGGAGGAAGAUGAAGAAGAGUUGGGUGUGACGCUCAGUCAACUGAAAGAGGAUAUCAUGGAGGGCGCGAGUUGCUUCUGGAUCAUGACGCAUGAAGACAGUGAGGUUGCGGAUAAGAGUUUUGAACGUUCGUCCAAUAAGUACACUGAAGGACGAACGGUGGUGGACGAAUUCCCGGACGUCUUUCCGGAUGAGGUGCCUGGAUUGCCUCCCGUUCGUGAAGUUGAGUUUACCAUUGAUUUGAAGAAGGAUGGCAGCUCUCGGCUAUGCAUUGACUAUCGUCAAUUGAAUAAGCUGACCAUCAAGAACAAAUACCCACUGCCUCGCAUUGACGAUCUGCUGGAUCAAUUGCAUGGAGCGAGCGUCUUCUCCAAGAUAGAUUUGAGAUCGGGCUACCACCAAAUUCGGGUUAAGGAAGGAGAUAUUCAGAAGACGGCCUUUAGAUCUCGAUAUGGACAUUAUGAGUAUGUGGUCAUGCCGUUCGGUGUGACGAACGCUCCGGCGGUCUUCAUGGAUUACAUGAAUAGGAUCUUCAGGCCGUACUUGGACAAAUUUGUGGUGGUGUUCAUUGACGAUAUUCUCAUCUACUCCAGGAGUUGUGAAGAGCAUGAAGAGCACUUGAGAUUAGUACUUGGAGUGUUGAGGGAAAAGGAGUUGUACGCUAAGUUGACCAAGUGCGAAUUUUGGAUGAAGGAAGUGCAAUUCUUGGGUCACGUUGUAUCUGCUGGUGGAAUUUCAGUCGACCCAGCCAAAGUACGAGCAGUCUUGGAAUGGGAAAGCCCACGUUCGGUAACAGAAGUUAGAAGCUUUGUGGGACUGGUGGGCUACUAUAGGCGUUUCAUAGAAGGAUUUUCUAAGAUAGUAGCCCCGUUAACACAACUGACCAGGAAGGAUCACCCGUUCGCCUGGACCGAUCGGUGUGAAUCUAGUUUUCAAGAGCUGAAGCGGAAGUUGACGAGCGCUCCAGUUUUGGUAAUUCCGGACACUGCCAAACCUUUCGAAGUUUACUGUGACGCAUCACACCAAGGUUUGGGGUGCGUUCUUAUGCAAGAAAAACGAGCAGUGGCGUACGCCUCUCGGCAAUUGAAGAUACAUGAGAGGAAUUAUCCAACGCACGACCUAGAGCUGGCAGCGGUCGUCUUUGCUCUGAAGAUUUGGAGGCACUACUUGUAUGGAUCCGUUUUCCAAGUCUUUAGUGAUCAUAAAAGUCUCAAGUACCUAUUUGAUCAAAAGGAGUUGAAUAUGAGGCAGCGGAGGUGGCUUGAAUUCCUAAAGGAUUAUGACUUCGAGUUGCUGUAUCACCCUGGAAAAGCGAACGUUGUGGCAGAUGCGUUGAGCAGGAAGGUGGUGCAUGUCUCGUCCAUGAUGGUUAGACAAUUGAGAUUGGUGGAGAAUUUUAGAGACCUAAGGUUGCAGUUCGAGUUGGAGCCGAACAGCAUUAGAUGCUGCAACCUCAGAAUAGCAAGUAACGUAUUCGACCGAAUUAGGAUGAAGCAAAGGGAGGAUGAAGAUUUGGUGCUGAUCUUAAACGCGCUCGGUACAGAUAAGGCUAAGCAUUUCAACACCGGGACGGACGGUCUUCUACGUUAUAUGGAUAGGACGUGCGUCCCGAAUGAUGGCGAGCUAAAGAGGAUUAUCCUGGAGGAAGGACAUCACAGCCACGGUCAAUCCGAGAGAACGAUUCAGACGCUCGAGGACUUAUUGAGAACGUGCGUACUCGAUCAUUUAGGCGUUUGGGACGAGGUAUUGCCAUUAGUGGAGUUCACCUACAACAACAGCUUCCAGUCCAGCAUUGGAAUGGCUCCCUUCGAAGCUCUUUACGGACGUAAAUGUCGCACGCCACUUUGCUGGUUUCAAGAAGGAGAAAACAUAUUGACUGGACCAGAACUCGUUCAACAAACGACUGAAAAGGUGAAAUUAAUACAAGAGAGAUUGAAGACGUCCAGAAGCAGGCAGAAGUCAUAUGCCGAUAAGAGGAGACGACCACUAGAGUUCAAAGCUGGCGAUCAUGUUUUUCUAAGGAUGAAUCCAACGACUGGAGUAGGAAGAGCGUUGAGAUCAAAGAAGUUGUCUCCCAAGUUCGUGGGGCCUUAUCAGAUUUUGAGAAGGAUUGGACCUGUUGCAUACGAACUAGCCUUGCCUCCACAAUUAUCCAACCUUCAUCCGGUAUUUCACGUUUCCCAACUCCGAAAGUACGUGUCUGAUCCCUCGCACAUAUUGGAACUGGAUGACGUUCGUCUUCGACAAGACCGAACGCUAGAGAUGAAGCUGGUUCGCGUUGAAGACGUUCGCACUAAGUUAUACAAAGGGAAGGACGUUCGACUGGUGAAAGUAGUGUGGGACGACAAGACUGGUGACUCUACUUGGGAAGUUGAGGAUGCCAUGAGGGACUUAUACCCUCAUCUGUUUCCUGGUAAGUCUUCAAUUUUCGAGGACGAAAAUUUUUGUAGUUAG